Messenger RNA from Paramecium octaurelia, 1497 nucleotides. The record is from the annotation of a GenBank genome assembly. NCBI's taxonomy places the organism in Eukaryota, Ciliophora, Oligohymenophorea, Peniculida, Parameciidae.
AUGGACCCAAGAAAGAGAGUCAAAUUGCAAUAGUAUGAUAAUGAGGAGGAUAUGGAAUAUGAUGAUGAUAGAAAUGAUGAAUAAUAGGACAUGUAAUUCAGAGAAUAGAAUACUGAAUUAUUUGAUGAACGACAAUUAAGGGAAAUGAUAUUUCAAUUGGAAAAUAAUUACAAACUCAACUCUGAUUUGAGAAUGAGGUAUCCAAACCAACCUGAUAAAUUCAUUGAUUCAGAAGUUGACUUAGAUGAGGACUUACGAAAACUUCUCAUCUUACCUGCAUAUCCCCAAUUAUAUCCAAUAUUUUAUAGCAGCAGUGCUGUUCCAAUAGUGAUCCAAUUGCUAUUACACAAUAAUCAGUCUAUUUCGAAUGAUGUCAUUUAAUUUUUGAAGGAAUUGGUGGCACCUGAAAAUGAUGUUGAACCUAAAAUAAUUAUUCAAUUAUACGAUUGCCUCAUCCGAAAUUAUUUGAUUGAAUCAUUGGGUGAGUUGAUUGGAAAGAACGAAGAGAAAUCUCAAGAGGAAGUUAAUCUAUUGCAUGAUUGCUUUGAAGUAAUUGAAAACAUGGUGGAUAUCAAAUCAUCAAUAAGCAAAGAGAUUGGUCUUCGAUCCAAAAUCAUCUAAUAUCUAGUGAAAAGAGUGGAAGAUAACAGUCAAAAUUUGGAUGACAACAGACUCUAUGCUUCUGAAUUAUUGGUGGAACUUACUCAGUAGACAAAGGAGAACUUGGAAAUCAUAGGGAGAAGCGGUGGAAUCGAAAGUUUAUUGAUGGUCUUGAAUUAAUACAGAAAGAAAGAUCCAGAAACAGCAGAAGAGAAGGAAAUAUUAAAUAAUGUAUAUGAUUUACUUACAUUACUGUUGAUCUAAGAAGAAAAUUAAGAUUAUUUUCAAAGUUACGAAGGAUUACAAUUAAUGAUCAAGAUCAUUUAAGGAAAGACAUCCCAAUCUAUAAGAGCGUAUAGUUUAAUGCUUUUGGCUAUUAAUAAUCAUAAGGAGAACUGCUAGAAGUUAAUUUAAAUAGGAGGAUUAUCCAUCAUAUUCCCAAUCCUAGAAAGAAAGGGACUAAAACACAAGGAUAAAAAUAAACAAUUUGAAAUUGAUGAAACUACUGUUUAGAUUAUCAAAUAGUUGCUUAGGAGAAACACUGAUGCCACUUUCAAAUAGAGAGUGUUUGACAAAUGCGUUGAAAAAUUAGAGAGUCUCAGAAAACUCAGAAAGGAAUAUGUGGAGGUGAUUCCCUUGAUUGAUCCGGAGGAGUAUGAUGAUUUAGAUGAAAAACAAUUAGAGAAAAUCUAUUUCGAUUUGUUGGGGAAGGGAUUAAUUGUUAUCGAGUCGAUCGAUGUCAUCUUAUUGGAAUUAAUUUAUAAAGAUUUGGAUGUGUAAAUAGAUUAAUAGGAAAUCGUUAGCUCAGUGAAGCAAAUGCUCAAAUACACUGGAGAAAAGGAAGAUAUUGAUUACUAUAACCCUCUUCUUUAGAAAUUUUAAGUGAAUCUAUAAUGA